Messenger RNA from Toxorhynchites rutilus septentrionalis, 1217 nucleotides. It is a transcript of the gene mge, whose product is annotated as mitochondrial import receptor subunit TOM22 homolog. The record is from RefSeq and is a predicted model, not a curated record. NCBI's taxonomy places the organism in Eukaryota, Metazoa, Arthropoda, Insecta, Diptera, Culicidae. Gene Ontology annotation, cellular component: mitochondrial outer membrane. Gene Ontology annotation, biological process: intracellular protein transport. The transcript is spliced from 3 exons. Bases 253 to 840 code for a protein of 195 amino acids.
CCAUCUCUUUGCGCAACCAUUCGUUAUCGCAUGUGUUCCGAGUGCAGUGCGUUUUUAAUUCGGCAGUGCAAACAAACGAAGUUCGGUGGUUUUUCUAGGCAAAAGCCUACCUUUUUCCGAAUUUAAUAUCGUGGAUGCCUAUAACUAGCUACCCGCAGUUCCUUCUGGUGUCCCCUUCUUAAGAUAAUUUCCGGGGGCAAGUGUACUGAGACUUUUUAUUUCUGAUCUCCAAGGCGCUCGUAAAUUCUGUGAAUGGAUUCGGACCCAGAAGUGGUACUGGUGGAUAAAGUGGAUGAGGACGAGAUUUCUGCAGAUAAGGAUAGCGGAAUGGAAUCAGCAGGAAACAGCAAGGAUGAUACACCGGAGCGCAAGUCGAAUACGGUAGAGGAAUUGCCUCGCGAAGAUCCCCCGAAGCCGACCGAGGCUGUUAGUGCAGUGCCGAAACCUCAGCAGGCGACUUCUUCCACAGCCCAGGCGCCUGCUGCCAUCAAAAGCAAGGAUGAAGACUGUGAUGACGAACCAGACGAGACGCUCCAGGAGCGUCUGUGGGGCUUGACUGAAAUGUUCCCGGAAGGCGUACGGAGCUUCAGUGGCGCCCUGGCGGAUAUGUCGAUAGCGAGUGUGAAAGCACUGUACAGUUUCACCUGCAACGCAUCCUGGAUUUUCUUCACCAGUUCUAUGAUUCUGUUCGCACCGGUUGUGUUCGAGGUGGAACGAGCCCAGAUGGAGGAGAUGCAAAAGACACAACAGAAACAGGUUCUUCUUGGCCCUGGUUCAGCUGUCGGUGGAGGCGUUGGCCCGGGUGGAAUGCCAGCGAUGCCUCCGAUGGGUGCACGAUAAUCGUCUUCUCCGAAUUGAAACGAAAGAAAUACCAAUUGCAAUUUGUUAGCUUGUAGACGAAGUAUAUAAAUAACGAGUCCGAGAGAGAAUGAAACCUGUAUAUCAUUUUAAUUUCAAACCUUCAAACAGAACUUGCUAUUCCAUACUAGUCCAACAGUUCAGCGCACCGGUUCAUUAGUCGGCUUGAAUGGAACAAUGUUUCGAUCAGAUUAUUCAUAGGGUACUAGGAUACUGAGGAAUUUCUCUCUCCCUGGGUAAUUGACAAACUAUGAGCAAUUUUCUGUCAGUAGAUCCAAUGAUUACAGCAAAAUUGAGACUAACCGAUAAUUGUUAAUAAGUUAUAGUCAUACUCCUCAAUAAACAGUAAAAUAUAGAAA